AAUUAAUGAAACAGUGAGUUCUGGACGUGCGGUGGAGAAUGGUGUGCCUCAGGGUACUGUGCUUGGGCCUCUUUUAUUUACACUGUACAUCAAUGGUCUUUUUUCAGUUGUCCCAAAAGAUAGUGUGGUGUGUUUUGCUGAUGACACUUGCAAUAAUUGAAGAUAGCAGUUGGGAGGGAGUCAAAAAUAAAGCUGAGUCAUUAAUAUCAAGGGUAAAAAAUUGGUUUGAUUUCAAUCUGCUAACUUUAAAUACCGACAAAACAAAGUUUAUGUGUUAUGCCAAAAAUAAUUCUGGUCUGCCAGGUUACACUACAUUAAGAAUUCAUAACUUUGAUUGCCAAAAUUACAAUUUUUGCCAGUGUAUCACUAAAAUUGAUUGUGUCAGUAGAGUAAAAUAUUUGGGAGUAUUUUUUGACAACUUACUAAAAUGGAACGUACAUAUUGAUUACAUAAUUGGUAAAAUAUAUCUCGCCAUGAGUUUGCAAAGAGAAUUAAUAGAACACCAAGCAAAUCUAAAGAGCAACAAAGUAACAGAAAGAAGGCCGGCAGUAGAAAAGCUUACCGAUUUGUUAAACAAUGGAAAUAUUAUUCCGUACCUAAACAAAGAAGACCCCUUAUCAUGGAAGGAUUUGCUGGAAGAUUCACAGUAUUCUUUAAAAAUCGAAUGUGAUAAAUUUGCUGAUACUGUUAAUAAAAAAGGUGCCUCAAAAGGCCCUGAUAAGUUUUUAAGUAAUUCUAUUGAACUGGUUGUGCUGAUAGUAAAAGCAGCCUUAAAAGAGGGAGAUGAGAAAAUAAACAUUCCACUAAUAAUAAAAUAUGUAGAUGGGUGCCUGAGGGAAAGAAAUAUGAAAGUAUGUAGGGAUCCUUUUCUGCGGCUAAUAAAAGAAUAUAUAUUGCCUAACCACGGUUGUCUAGGCAGUUUUGAUCCAGAGGAUUUUAUUAUGCUAUUUUCUCUCCUAAAAUCAGAAGUUCUUAAAUGCAAUAAUUCAGAUUCAAACAACGUGAUUAUUUUCACUUGUUUUAAUUUGCUGAUAAAGAACGGUUCUCUGGGGGCAUUUCCUCCCAGUUUUUUGCGAGAACAGUUUCCUUUUUUAACGCAGCUAUGCCAGUCUAUAUCGUCCCUCCAUCCUAGAGCGCAACAAGAAGUUGCAGUGGAAAUUCUUCUGAACUUUUGCAAAUAUACUGCAGAAGAUAACAGGCUGAGUUGUUGCAAAUUAGGAGAAACGGUUUUUUCCACUCUAUUAGAUCUAUACUGUGCCUCAGGACAUGACUCUAUUUUGAAAGUAAAUGUUAUUGAAUUUUUUUUACUGCAAAUGGUCAUUCAUAAUCCAAAUGGGGAAUCUGAAGGGAGUCCUGAAGCAGUAGCGUCCAACUGGCAUGACUGGAGAUCUUGCAUUAAACGAAUGUACAAUAUUCUUCUAGGGGAGGUGUCACAAUAUUUGAAGCAAUGCGUUAAAAAUACUUUGUUCUUCGUUCCUCAUGAACAAACCACUGUGAUAUUAGAUAGUUUUGUUUGUUUGUUUGUUGAAGUCUGUAAACAGUUAUUUAGUGAUUCUGAAUAUCAAUCCUCUAUAUCCGUAUCGUCAGACAGCAGCUUAGAAAUGCACACUCAGAUUCACAAAAAGAGAAAAGUCGCGACCUCUUUAGAAGCUUUUAUCACCGAAAUUGAAGAAACUAAAAGUUGGGUCUGGGUGAAACUUGUGGGCUCCGUUUUAAAAACGUACCCUCAAUUAGUCGUUAAAAAAACUUUCUUGAAUUUGUUGCAAAUUUUACAUACGCUGCAACUUGAAGUGAAAGACAGUGAUACAGUAAGCCAUAUUUAUGAGACCCAGGCGGUUUUAAUUGAUAUUGAAUCUACGUUAGAAAAAGGGUAUGAAGUAGAGAUUGAAACGUUGUGGAAACUGGUUGGAGACUCUACUUUACGGGCGGUAGGCCUAAAUCAACACAUAAAACAGACCCAGAGCCUCCUCCAAAAACUAAUGCACCGUAACAUCGUAAACGUAGAAUCUGUGAUACAAACAUUCUUUUCGGGAGUACUGAUCAUAACCGAACAUCACUUUAAAACAUUACACUUAGUUUUGGAAAACCUUAACUUGUCUCAACUAGAACUAUCAAAGAAGGAAGAGCUGUUUCAUAGUUUACUGAACUCGCAGAACGUUAAGGACUACAGAUGCUUUCUAAAAAACGAUUUCGCCAGCAUCUUGGUUGCUUUAACUUUAAAACAGUGCCCGGAUCUAUCGGAGCCUCGUUUUGAUAAGCGUGAAAUUGCUUAUAAACAUUUGAUAGAUUUAUAUAGUAAAACUCAGUUUAAGAUUCGAGAUAUAGACAAUACAAAAGAUGUUAAGGCAAAGAAAAGCUCGCUUCUAAACAGGAAUUUUAAUACAGAUACAGAAACCUUGCAACUCUUUACACAAAAAUUGGAAUCAUUUGUUGAGGCCUCCGUUAAUGAACCAAUAGAGCGAAUUCUUUGUAUAGUAGGCCUUCUGCACAAUAUUUUAAGCAGUAUGUUGGAUUUCCAAGUGAUACACGAAAGUCAAAUUAAAGAAAAUAUUGUCUUUCAUCUUAUUAUGCAGCUGUUUGGUUUAGGACAAGUUACGUCGCUUGCAAAAUAUAAAAGUCACAGCGACGGGGUCCUGAAAGAAAUCUUAUCGCUGGCCAACGUUUUAGACGAUUUGUUUUCUUUGAAGAAUAACGCGACUUGUGUGGUAAAAGAGGCUUUUCCAAUAGAGUUUCUGAAAGGCUUAAUGGAUAUACUUAAUUUUUUUCAAGAUGUUGUCGGAAAAAAAACUGAACUAGAACACUCAGUUAAAGUAAGCUUAACCAAAGCAUUGUCAAAGUUCUGUCUCGUCUCAAAAACCGCGACUAAGCGUCAGCUUCAAAUCAUGGCGGUUUUCGCUAACCCGGACUAUGAUUUUUCACUGGAUACCGACUAUGAUUUGGCAAUGUCUUUUCUGCAAAACAUACAUCUGGCAAGUCCCGGACUAAUAUCAGAAGAAAUCGUUGAUAAUAUUCUAGAGUGUAUCAGGGAAUUAUGCGCGGCAAAGUACAAGAACUACAAAUGUUCCAUGGACGUUCUAAAAAUCUUAAAAGAUGUUUAUAAGCAUUUUCAAUACCUAAGCCAAAACGAAUGUAAGACGGUGGCCGUGCAACUUUUGCAGCAAUUUUUCCUGCGAUCCGAGUAUUACGGACUCGAUAUAUCCAUCCUGAUCUUAGAUUGUAUUGAAGAACUUUGCAAAGUUGAUCCAGCUUACCAAUACAGCCUUUGGGAUGGCAGGGAAAUCAUUAAAUUCGUGCCGAAAUUCCUGAAAAGUGAUUUUCAAAGAGUCAGAUAUAGAGCCAUAGAGAUCCUAGUGGAAUUUUUCAAAUCAGCCUGUGGUACUACAAGCCUGGAAACUAUUCAUAGGGCGGAGGAGUUACUGGAGCUGACCUAUAAAGCUAACGUUGACCUUUUUGAAGUGGAAGGAGAACUGACAGAAGAAAGGAGGAUAGAUGAAGUUAUUUUUAGAGCUUGUUCGGCUCUCUAUACGUUUUUAUCUGUGAUAAUUGGCUGUAACAGCUGGAUCGAAGAGUCUCUAUUUUGUAUUAUUAAGUUGGAACAUAGCAAAGGACUUUUUAACGUUUUGAAUGGUGAAUUAAUGCAAAAAGUCUUCCGAUGCCUGAAAAACUACUUUAAUUCCGAAGAUUUUAUGGAACCCUACGUCGAAACUCUACUGAACAAGUGGAUCAAUUUGGGCUAUAAUUUAAACGAUUUCCAGUUUAGAAUGCUCGGAUGUUCAGACAAAAAGACCCUAUACGUUAAACAUUUCGACACCUGUUUGCCUCUCUUACUUAAAAUAGACCGCAACGACCUUUUUGCUGCUGCUAAAAGCCUUAAUUUAACCGAAAAGCAAGUAUUUGAGCGCUGCUGUACGAAAAUCUUCGGUCGUGCCUUAGCGACAGAUACCAGAAACGUAGGCGAUAAAUUUAUCGAAAAAAACGUGGUAGUGACGUAUCUGAGCCAAGUGUUGGGAAGUAGAUUUAAAGAAAAUCUAAUAGAAAAUAUCGAUCAAGUGGUGCUGAGUCUACUUGGAGCGGUCACCGAUGAAAAAGCAAUCGAGCAAACCCUCGGAGAGACAAUUUUGUUUACAACUAAACAACUUUCUUUUCAGGAUUUUAAAAAAUGCCUGAACUAUAUUGAGGGCUUCCUAUGUAGCAGUAUGUCCUUAACAGACUUCCUCAUCAACGGAACAGCUAAGAAUAAAAUACAAUUAAUAGCGUUGGAACUCCAAUUAAAAAUCUACAACACUGUUGCUGAACAACGACUGAACGCAUUUUAUCACUAUGCAAUUUUUAUAGAUCUAAUUCUUUCUAGUUUAAAAAGAAACUUGUCCUGGUCAGUGUAUUUCUUAAGGGAUACCAUAUAUUCUCUAAUACAUUUGAUACAAAACACGAAUCUGAGCAAACCGGUCUUGAGAUACCUGUUUUCGUUCCUGAAAAAGAUUUUACCCGAAAGGUGCAAAGAGUUUCAGUCGUUUUUAGUUUUUACAGUUAAUUCUCUAAAGAAAACCUUUUCUGAACAGGAUUCUUUAAAAGGCAUUUGCAUAGAAAUCUUAGAAUACCUCAUAGUUGCGAAUGGGGAACGACUAUUGAUCGGGAUAAAAAAACUCGACAGUUUUCCCUCCUCGCCUGAAUUCGACAAAAUCAGGGCGACGCACCAUAAAAUUAAAUACGACCAGGGACAACUAUCUUUAGAGGACGAAAUAAGGACUUUUUUGGAAUACAACGAAAUGGCCGCGAGACAGGACAGUUUGGACCAUUUAAAAACGAUUUUGUCAAAAGAAAAACCCCAACUUGACAAACUUUAUGUAAAACUGAAAUUAAUGAGGGGCUUUUCGGAGGACUGCGAGAAGAGUUUGCUGCACAGAUUGACUUCGUUGCUAAUAAAAAUGAGCUGUUAUCCGAACGAGAACGUGAGCCAUACAGCUAUAAGGUGUCUGGGAGAAUUGGGACCGGCAGAUUUGAGAACAAUCGUGUUAGAGCCUGAGAAAAGGGCGUUUGAUUACAAAUGUACCCCGUUUGAAUUGCUUACGGGACACGUAUUGUCCUUGUUGGCUCAGUAUAUUGUUGACGGUAACAUUAAGGUGGUGAAGGAAGCUAGCGUAGCCCUGUAUGAAGUUCUGAAGUUUAAGGAGGGUAAAAAAAUUGUUGAUUCUUCUUAUGACUUUGGAUAUGGACCUAUUAAUAAAGAUUUUCUUGUCCCAUAUACGAGUAACUGGGAUAAACCAUCCCAAAUCAGGAUCGACGUUCAGGUUUUAAAAACGUCGAUAAACUCGGACGUAUGGUGCCCAAAAAAGGUCGUCGCGAGCAACGAAUGGAUUACUUCAGUGGUGUUAGCUCUACUAGAUUCUUUUGAUGAUGGUUGUUAUUUGAAAAGUCUAGUGCCUGUAUGCCGAGUGAAGGCAAAGUUUUCAGAGAAUCUGCUACCACUACUCAUAUACUUAAUGCUUUCGAAUAACAAUGGAAUUGUCAUUCAAAUUCUCGCUGCGCAUUUUAACGAGUUCUUUAACCAACAUUGGAAUUUGACCGUAUUAUCGAGCGCCGCCACUGAUCAGAACCUUAUCCCUAUAAACAAAAAAGCCGUGAAGUGUAUGCUGGACGUCAUUAAUUUCAUUAGACAACAACCGAGUGUAUCUAAAAAAUUGGCAAGUCUUAAGCUAAACUACCUGGCCAUAGCGAAAGCGGCCGCUUUUUGCUCCGCGCAUUUCUCCGCACUUUUGUAUGCGGAAUUAUGGUGUCAGGAACAGAUGGACGAUUUCGAGAAACAAAAAACCAAAAAUAAAAUCGCCUUCGAAAACGGCCAUUCGGUUUUAGAUUUUAUUUAUGAGUCCGUGGAUAAGGAGGUUGCCAUUCCUUUGCAGCAAAUAUUACAGACUGCUUAUAAUUCUAUAGGUGACUUAGACGCGUUAUCGGGCUGCGGAAUGCCACUAUUACUACGGCCUGAGCGCAGGGUCGAAUACUAUAAAAAUAUCGGACAUUGGGAUUACGUCAUGAACUACUACACGAUGCAUCCCAUAGAAAAUUCCGAGUCGAGCCGACAAAAUUUAAUCGAAAGCUUCAAGAUGAAUCAGCUGUACCAGUUGCCGCUGUUGUUUGACAGUUUGUCCAAAGAACCGGAGUAUGAAUGUUUAUGGAGGAUGGGACAGUGGAAUUUAUUUAAGAGGGAUAGUAACAAAACUUGUCAGAGAUCUUCAGACCAGUACAGCAAAUAUCAGUUCGCCUCAUUAAAGGCCCUAUGUGAAAACGACCAUUACACGUUCGAAACGUCGAAGACUGAAUUGAGCAAUUGCGUUAUAAAUAAUUUAAAACAUACCAGUCUGGAAAGCAGUAAAAAUAUCUAUCCGAUUUCGUCACAGCUGCAAUCGCUGGUCGAGUUGGAAGACAGCUUUAAAGCAAUAAAAUCUGGCAAUUUUGAGGAUGUACUCGCCAAAUGGCAGAAUCAGGACGUUAUUAUAAGAAAGAACGACUUUCAAUUUGUUGAACCGAUUGCAGCUCAAAGAAUGACUAUUUUGGGGGAGUACGUGAAAAGGGAGCCCAGAUUUUUGAAGCAAUAUUUCGAUUUGGUUUUAGAUUUUGCAGAUUAUGCCAAAGAAGAAUUGCAUAUCCGAGUCGCGGAAAAUGCCAUCAUCAACAUAAGGAAGUUGCCUAAUUUAGAUCGAACGAUUGAGCACGAGCUACAGUUUAGGGAAGCCCAAUUAGCUUGGCUGAACAAGGAUAAAAUGAUUGCUCAGCAACUUUUAAGAAAUUUGAGUAAAGAUGAAAGUAUUACGCCCAGAUUGAAAGCUGGCUGUCUGAAACUUCAAGGCAUCUACAUGGCGGAAAUGUAUUCGGAUAGAACGUCGAUUUUAAACAGCUUCAACUCCUCCAUCCAAAUAUACAAACGGAUCCAGAACAGCUUGACCCCUGAAGAUAUAAAAAACCUCGAAGACACUUAUGACAAGAUUGCAACGUUUGCUGACAGGGAAUACCAACAAAUCAUGAGUUAUAUAAAGUCGGACCUUUUCCAAAAGAAACUGUCAAACAUAAAGAGUUGCAAAGAAAUGGCGCAGGCGCUGAACGACCAGAAACGAAAAAAGAGUGACGACGAACGAAAAGCCCAAAUAAUACAUCAAAAGCAGAUUAGAAUUGACGAAAAUGAAGUGAAUAUUACGUUGAAGGAUAAGGAUUUGGUUUUGCUGCAAGCAGUAAAAUAUUACAUCAAGAACCUGUCCACCUCAGACCUGAACAACAUUAAAAUAUUCAGAGUAAUGGCCUUGUUCCUCGAUAACCGCGAUAACAAGAAUUUGCUCGACUACCUAAAAAGCAUGGUUCAAGGAAUUCCGACCUACAAAUACAUCACCAUGUUACCCCAACUUAUCCCUCACAUAUCUACGAGUUUCCAUGACAUAUUUGGCCAACAAAUUAAUCAAAUUAUAGAAAAAUGCGCUGUUGAUCAUCCACAUCAUACGCUACCCUUAUUGUUAGCUUUAGUUAAUGCCAAUAAAGAUAGGGAAUAUACGAAUCCCAAAGCAAAAAUAUCCCAAAAUGAGAGAAGCACAAUUGCCCUAAGUCUGAUCAAGAAACUUAAGAACCGAAACGGGUUAAACGUACUCAUUGAUAAAAUGCUGAGGGUAGCCGAAGCCUUGAUUGAAUUGGCAUAUUUUGUUGACACAAGCCACUCGGGAAAUUCUCGAAAAACCGAAUUUAAUAUACCUUCGAAGUUAAAAAUUCAUAAAAUAAAGGAUUAUAGUGAUAUUUUGGUGCCUACGAUUUCGUUGCCCGUUAGCAAGACAAAUGAUUAUAAUCACAUAAUUGGUAUUUCAAAGUUCUCAAACAAAUACAAAACCGUGGGAGGCAUCAAUGCACCUAAACGAAUAGAAUGUCUCUGCACUAACGGUAAGAGCCAUUACCAGCUAGUGAAAGGUCAGGAUGACUUGAGACAGGACGCCGUCAUGCAGCAAGUGUUCACAAUAAUGACCGACCUACUAUCUACCAAUAAGCAAACCAAGGAUUUGCUGAUCAGAACAUAUAAAAUCGUACCGUUGUCCAUGCGAAGUGGGAUAUUGGAGUGGGUCGCCAAUAGUAUGCCUAUAGGAGAUUACCUAACUGGUAGCAAGGAUAUUGAAUAUAUGGGCGCCCAUAGGGAGUUUAGGCCUCAGGACAAAACGCCUAAUGAAUGCCGAACGAAAUUUAAGAAUUGUUCAGACAAAUCCGUUGAAACGAAGCUCGAAGUUUUCAACUCAAUCUGUUCCGAAUUUAAACCAGUUUUCCAUAAGUUUUUUGAAACCCACUUCAGGCAACCUUCGGUGUGGUACGAGAGAAAGAGGGCUUAUAUACACAGCGUCGCUACAACUAGUAUGUGUGGCUAUAUCCUUGGUAUUGGAGAUCGACAUGUUAGUAAUAUUCUUAUUGACAAGCAAACUGCCGAGGUUAUACAUAUCGAUUUUGGAAUUGCUUUCGAACAAGGGAAGGUCCUCCCUACGCCCGAAACGGUGCCUUUUCGCUUGACAAGAGAUAUCGUCGACGGCAUGGGUGUUUCGGGCACCGAGGGUCUCUUCAGGAAAUCAUGCGAAAAGACUAUGGAAGUACUCAGAUCAAAUUCCCAAACAAUAUUAACAAUCUUGGAAGUGUUGCUGUACGAUCCGUUGUACUUUUGGACGGUGUCUGCGGCAGAAGCGAAUAAACGUCAAACCGAAGAGGAUUAUUAUAAUAAAGAGACCGAAGAGUCCGAGGAUGAAAACAAAAAUGUUUCGGCUCAGCGAGCCCUUCUACGACUGCGCGGCAAGCUACAGGGUACCGAAGAAGGGAAACCCACGAGUGUGGAACAACAGGUCGGCACUUUGAUACAGCAAGCGAUGGAUCCUGCCAACUUGUGCAGGCUGUUUAACGGUUGGCAGCCAUACAUUUAAAAUAGUUCGUAAGAUUACUUGAUUAUAAAAGUUACCUGCUUAAAUGUUUAGUUACUGAAAUAUUUGAGAUAAUAUUACUCAUUCCAAGCUAACACAGUUGUCUAAGAAGAAAAACCUUACUGUUAAAUCUAUUUUUGAUAACAUAGCUUAUGUUAUUAUUAUAUUUUUUUACUUACCAAUGUGCAUUGGACAGUUUUGUUAGUGUUAAUUAAAAGAUGUUUUUUUGUCAGUACCAAAA
This is a messenger RNA of Anthonomus grandis grandis, 9162 nucleotides long. It is a transcript of the gene tefu, whose product is annotated as serine-protein kinase ATM. The coding region runs from base 39 to 8924 and encodes 2961 amino acids. Lineage: Eukaryota; Metazoa; Arthropoda; Insecta; Coleoptera; Curculionidae. Gene Ontology annotation, biological process: DNA repair. The transcript has 31 exons. Gene Ontology annotation, molecular function: protein serine/threonine kinase activity; protein binding. The record is from RefSeq and is a predicted model, not a curated record.